CUUGUAAAAAAAUUUUUGAUGGCGACAGCAAUUUUUCGUCAAUCAUUUUUAUUCUACAAAUAGUUUUGCAUUUUUUUGUAAAUUUCAUUUAAUUUUUUUAAGAUUACUUUUUGUUGCAACCUAAACAUAGAAGAAAGUAUUAAAUACGAGUAAAUUUGAAGCAAUUAACAACGAGAAAACCAUAAAACGUAUGCAGUGAACCGAAAUUAAAACAUCAAAAAAGAAAAAACUUGCAAUUUUUUCUUCUUCCUAUCAGUUUAAACUUGUGUCAUAUAUUCGAUUGUGUGUGAAAAAUAAAACGAAGUGAACGAUAAAUAAAAUAGAAAAAAAAGAAAUAAAUUCCGUAACACAGUAAAAAACAGUUUCAAAAUAGGUGAAAAAAUGGUAGACAAAUUUAUAAAUAUGUGGAAAGUGCGUGAACUGGCUGACAAAGUCACAAAUGUGGUCAUGAAUUAUACAGAAAUCGAGGGCAAAGUAAGAGAGGCAACCAACGAUGAUCCUUGGGGUCCAACGGGGCCUUUAAUGCAAGAAUUGGCACAUGCAACGUUUUCCUAUGAAACAUUUCCCGAAGUAAUGUCAAUGUUAUGGAAACGUAUGUUGACAGACAACAAAACCAAUUGGCGUAGAACGUACAAGAGUUUACUAUUGCUAAAUUAUCUGGUACGUAAUGGUUCUGAACGAGUGGUCACUUCAUCAAGGGAGCAUAUUUACGAUUUGCGUUCAUUGGAAAAUUACACCUUUACAGAUGAAGGUGGCAAAGAUCAGGGCAUUAAUGUUAGACAUAAGGUUAGAGAACUUAUAGACUUUAUACAAGAUGACGACCGUUUACGCGAGGAACGUAAAAAAGCAAAAAAAAAUAAAGAUAAAUACAUUGGCAUGAGCAGUGAUGCCAUGGGCAUGCGCAGCGGCGGUGGCGGCUAUAGUGGCGGCGGUGGUGGUGGUUACAAUGAUGGCGGCUGGAGAACUUCACGUAGUGAUCAUGGUGAUAAUUGGUAUUCCGAUUCACGUUCCGCAGAUCGCUAUGAAGACGACGAUGCUCAAUAUGAGGGAGAAAAAGAAUUUUCCGAUAGUGAUUCACCGAGUCCUAGAAGAAACUAUCGUUACAAUGAUCGUGCCAGUCCUGCUGAUAUUGCCACGGAGGUCAAACCAGCGGGCAAUUUAAACAUGAACAUACGUCCUAAAUCAGCAUCUUCAACAACAUCAGCCAGUAUGUCAACGGGGGUUACAGUUACAAAGCAGCCAACCCAACACAAACCGCCGGUGGGUAGUAAAAAAAUCGAUAUGGGUGCUGCUGCCAAUUUUGGCAAAAAAUCGGCAGCUACAGCAUCGAAUGCGGCCGGAAUACACUCCCCCACCCAUCGCGAUUCACCCGGUGAGGGCAAUACUGAUUUAAUAGGUUAUUCCCCCAUUAAUAACAAUAAUUCCAUGGGCAUAUCAUCGUCACACGAAAGCAAUAAUACAAAUACUACCACCACUAACACAAAUAACAAUAAUGCACUCGAUGAUCUGUUUAAAACCUGUUCGCCUAAGAAUGAAAAGACCCUUAAUAGUGCUGCUAUCAUUAAUGAUGAUUUGGAUGACUUCAAUCCAAGAGCAGUUGAGCAGCAGCAAAAUGAAUUCGGGGAUUUUGCCUCGGCAUUCGGUGGUGUGUCAGCUGAACCUCCUUCGGCUAGCCUAACAGCAAUUACUUCCCCAGUAAACGAUGAUUUUGCUGAUUUCUCUGCAUUCCAAGGUAGUUCCAGUACUAGCAAUAGUACAGCCUUAACAUCUAGUAUGGGUGGCUUGGAUGGUAAUCUGUUGACAACAGCCACACCGGCCAAUGAUGCAUUUGAUUUAUUUAAUUCAUCUCCAGCUGCUGUUAAUUCCACAAAUGCAACAACAAACUUGGGUGCUACCACAGCUACAGAUCUCCUGGCUGGUCUAGGGGAUCUAUCGAUACAUCAAAGUAUGCCAAUGGACAAUAUACUUCCACCAAUUGCCACAUCCGGCAAUAAUCUAUUACAACCCGUAAGUGCUAAUAAUAAUAGUUCACAACAAUCAUCAUUGACCACCGCCGAUGGAAACACAUCAACUUAUAACAACAAUAGUGCGUCAACACAAGUCGGUGCUACCUGGGCUGAUAACUUGAAAGCAGGCAAUUUGAAGCUUGAUCUAGAUAAUUUGCUAUCGGGCAAGGCGAAUAAAACGAAUGCACCGGCACCCUCUAUGAAUGCGCUAAAAGUGCAAACUCCUAAUGCAACACAACAAAUCACAAAUCCCCAACAAGUGCCACUGUCUAUACAAACGCCUACGAUGGGCAAUUUUGCUGCAUUUGGUGCCCAAACGACUACUCCGCGCAUUUCUCCCGGUUUGGGUAGUGCUGCUUUAGUUGGUGGCGCACCCACAUUUUUCAAUACGACAUCACCAAACAUUCCAUCACAACCACAACAGCAACAAUCACAAUUUGCUAAUUUUAAUCAAAUGAGUAACAUGAUGCAACCACAAAAGGGAUUUGUUAGCAAUACUAACAAUAAUAAUAACAAUAAUUUGCAAUCCUUUGAUUUAUUUCAAUGAUAUCUAAUGGCUUAAAUUUGUUUCUUUUUUUUAAUUAAUAAUUUUUUAUUUUUUUGUAUUAAUUUAAAUUAAAAAUGCAAAAAUUAUUAUAAUUAUUAUUGUUUUUCCAUGUAUUUUUUAUAAUAUAAUCUUACUUUAAAAUUCCUCUUAUUUUUUGCAAUCUUUAUGAUGUUCCCAACCAACACUUUAUUUAGCAAAUAUAUAAUUUACAAUAACAAACAAACAAAAUAUAUACAUACAUAUUGUGAAUGAAUUAUUAUGAAUUAUAUUAGUAUUAAUAUACAAAAGAAAAUGAUUUUUUAAACAAGAA
Molecule: messenger RNA, 2863 nt
Organism: Calliphora vicina (urban bluebottle blowfly)
Lineage: Eukaryota; Metazoa; Arthropoda; Insecta; Diptera; Calliphoridae
Gene: lqfR
Product: clathrin interactor lqfR
Exons: 7
Coding region: 382-2553 (723 amino acids)
Biological process (GO): endocytosis
Cellular component (GO): plasma membrane; clathrin vesicle coat; endosome
Molecular function (GO): clathrin binding; phospholipid binding
Source: RefSeq, a predicted model, not a curated record